AUGAACAUUUAUGAUGAUGUUCUUGAUGCUACGGUUGUCUCACAAUCUGUAACAGGUCAUUUUACCACGAGAGAAUAUGAAGAACUGUUGGCAGUGAGAACCAAUAUAUUAUGCAUUUAUAGGUACACUGAUGAGGGAAAACUGUUUCUCACAAAGGAAUUCCGGUUUCAUGGCAAGAUCACCGACAUAGGACUCGUUCCGCUGCCGAACUCCAAUUUGGACUGCCUACUAUUGGGCACUACAACAGCAAAGCUAUCGAUUGUACGAUAUGAUGAUGCAUUGGGCAGCAUCGAAACUUUGAGUUUACAUUUCUAUGAGGAUAAGUUCAAGGAUAUUUCUUUGUUUGAAAUGGCCAAGGAGUCUCAGCUAAGAAUUGAUCCAGGUAAAAAUUGUAUUAUGCUUUUCAACAAUGACGCCAUUGCUAUACUUCCCUUUAGGACAAGUAAUGCGGAUGAGGAUGAGGAUGAGGAUGAUGAUGAUUACGACGAAAUUCGCAAACCAAAGAAAGCAAAAACCAAUAAAGACCGAAUUACAGAAGCCAGCUCAAUAUUUUUGGCCAAAGAACUGCAUAAAGAGAUUCAGAACGUCAUAGAUAUUCAAUUUUUGGCAGGGUUCACCAAUCCAGCCGUGGCGGUAUUGUAUGAACCAAAGUUGGGUUGGGCAGGUAAUAGUAAGCUGGUUCCACACCCUGUGAGUUACAUUAUUCUAACAUUGGAGAUGGUGCUCAACGAGCUAAACACGAAUGUUGAUGGCACAGUAAUCGGCAAAGUUGAGGAAUUAAAUUGGGAUUUUCAUACUCUGAUUCCAAUUUCUAAUGGCUGCAUCAUAGCUGGAACUAACGAACUCGCGUACGUUGACAAUACAGGUGUCCUACAAUCAAUGAUACUAUUGAAUUCAUAUUCAAAUACCGAAUUUAAAAAGGGAAGAAUAAUUGAUAAAACUAAAUCGGAAAUUCUAUUUAACAAACCCAUCAGAUUCAGCUGGUCGCUUUCAGAUAAAGACAACAAUGUAAAUCAAAUACUUCUUUUGAUUGAUCAUCAAACUAAUUUUUAUUAUGUUCAGUUGGAAUCAGAAGGCAGGUUGUUAACAAAGUUCGACAUAUUCAAACUACCAAUUGUUAACGAAACUCUAAAGUGGAAUACAAAUUGUACAUGCAUUUCACCUCUACGGGAUUUAUCAGAUGGCCAAACAAUGGUAUUAUUUAUGGGAUUUCUGUCCGGUGACUCGCAAGUUGUGAAACUGAAUAACGUGAAAUCUGCUGUAGAAACGAGGGAUGAACACAAACCAUUUCUGGAGACAGUCGAUGAUGAUGAUGAUGAUUUAUAUGCAGAUGAAAACUCCAUUAGUGAGGAUAACAAAGAGGUGGUCGUAGAAACAGUUCAACCUUUCGACAUUGAAAUAUUGUCUUCGCUCCGAAAUAUUGGACCAAUAACCUCAUUGACUACAGGGAAAGUUUGUUCGGUUGAAAAAUGGGUGAAAGGUCUCGCCAAUCCUAAUAAAGAUGAAUUUUCUGUGGUGGGAACUUCUGGAAACGGAAGUGGAUCUCAUUUAACGGAAAUUCAGGAAAGUGUUCGACCCGAAGUUGAGUUGGCAUUAAAAUUUAUUAGCAUUACGCAAAUUUGGACUUUAAAGAUUAAGGGAGUUGACAAAUACUUGGUUACCACGGAUUCAAACACCAAAAAAAGUGAUAUCUAUAGGAUUGCCGAUAAUUUUGCAAUACAUAAGGAAGGGAGAUUCAGGAAGGAUGACACUACCGUGUACAUAUCUAUGUUCGGUGAAAAAAGAAUUGUUCAAGUAACAUCAAGCAAUCUAUACCUUUAUGAUUCGAACUUUAGAAGACUUACGACUAUGAAGUUCGACUACGAAGUUGUUCAUGUAUCUGUAAUGGAUGCAUAUAUACUAAUAACAGUGUCUAGAGGUGACAUUAAGAUUUAUGAGCUAGACUCAAAACAUAAAAAGAAACUCAGCAAAGUUGAAUUACCUGAAGUGCUGAAAGAAAUGGUUAUAACAUCUGGUGUAAUACUAAAAAGUAAUAUGUGCAACGAAUUUUUGACGUAUUUACAAGAUUGUGAGGAGGAACAGUUGCUAUUUACGUUUGUAACAGCAGACAACCAAAUAAUUUUUUUUGGUAAGGAGCAUAACGACCGCAUAUUUCAGUUCAAUGGAGUCGAUCAAUUAAACGAAAUGCUUUAUAUAAGCACUUAUCAGUUGCCUGAAGAAGUUAUACCUGAUCCAUCAAUCAAACAAGUGAUGAUUAACAAAUUAGGACAUAACAAUAGAGAGGAGUACUUGACAAUUCUAACUUUUGGAGGUGAAAUAUAUCAGUACAAAAAAUCUGCAUCCAGACAUAGUAGAUUUCAUAAAAAUGCAAACGCGAAUGACAUUAAGAUAACAGGGGCUCCAGAUAAUGCAUAUGCUAAAGGUGUGAGCUCCAUCGAAAGAAUAAUGCACUAUGUUCCAGAAUAUAAUGACUUUUCCGUCAUAUUUGUCACGGGAAGUGUUCCAUAUGUUAUUAUCAAAGAAGAUGAUUCAAAUCCUAAGAUUUUUAAGUUUGCUAAUAUACCAUUAGUUUCCAUGACGAGAUGGGGCAAAAAGUCAGUAAUGUGUGUUGAUGAUAUCAAAAAUGCCCGCGUGUACACUUUAGAUUGUCACGAUAUUUACUAUGGAAACAGACUACCUAUAAAAAGAAUCCGUAUAAGUGAUGUAUUAGAAGAUUAUGAAACACUCACGAAUGUGACCUACCACGAAAAAACGGAAUUAUUUAUUGUUUCAUACGCCAAACGUAUUGAUUAUGAUGCACUAGGCGAAGAUGGCGAGAGGUUACUUGGCUAUCAGGAGAAUGCACCACAUGCCAGUGGGUUUCAAGCCGGUAUACUUUUAGUAAACCCCAAAACAUGGAAUGUUAUUGAUAAAAAGGAAUUUGGUGCAAAUACAAUAAUAAAUGAUGCAAGAACAAUGUUGAUACAGUUAGACUCGAAAACCAGACGGAAACGAGAAUAUCUUGUUUUAGGUGUUGCCAUUGUUGGAACAGAAGAUCUGCCACCAUCUGGUUCUUUUGCUGUUUAUGAUAUCACCGAGGUUGUUCCUGAACCCGGGAAGCCUGAUACCAACUUCAAAUUAAGUGAAAUUUUUCAUGAAGAAGUACGAGGAUCCGUGAGUACUGUUUGUGAGAUAAGUGGAAGAUUCUUGAUUAAUCAAAGUCAAAAAGUACUUGUACGUGAUGUUCAGGAGGACAACUCUGUUGUUCCUGUAGCCUUUUUGGACAUACCUGUUUUUGUAUCAGAUGCAAAAAGUUUCGGGAAUCUCUUAAUAAUUGGUGAUGCAAUGCAUGGUUUUCAAUUUGUCGGGUUUGAUGCUGAACCAUAUAGAAUGAUUCCCCUAGGUCGCAGCAUUACGAAAUUGGAAACGGUUUCGAUAGAGUUUUUGGUGAACGGAGGUGAAAUAUAUUUCGCCGUCACAGAUACUGACUGUAUUCUACACGUGUUUAAAUAUUCGCCAGAUGAACCCAAUUCACUCUCCGGACAAAGGUUAAUUCAUUGUACUAGCUUCAAUUUGCACUCUUCUAACACGGCUUUGUGCCUUAUACCUAAAAGUGAGGCUUUUCCAGCUACAGCAAAAAAUCCAUCAACCUUUCAAGUAGUGGGUGCCCAGACUGAUGGAUCUAUUUUCAAGAUUCUUCCAUUGAAAGAGGACGCAUAUAGAAGGCUAUAUGUUGUCCAGCAACAGUUUAAUGAAAAAGAUAUACAAUUUGGUGGUCUCAAUCCUAGGAUGGAACGAUUAUCGAAUGUGCACUAUAUUCAUACCCAUGUAUUGAGACCAAUGUUGGAUAAUAAUAUAAUCAAAAAAUUCAGUAUGGUUUGCAUAGAUCGAAGAAAACAAAUUGCACAAAGAGCGGGUAGAAGAGCUUAUUUAGAAAUUUGGAGGGAUCUUAUCGAUAUAGAAUUCUCAUUGAGGUCACUUUGUGAAUAA
Messenger RNA from Zygotorulaspora mrakii, 3969 nucleotides. It is a transcript of the gene CFT1, whose product is annotated as cleavage/polyadenylation factor CFT1. The record is from RefSeq and is a predicted model, not a curated record. The transcript has a single exon. Gene Ontology annotation, cellular component: mRNA cleavage and polyadenylation specificity factor complex; nucleus. Gene Ontology annotation, molecular function: nucleic acid binding; protein binding. Lineage: Eukaryota; Fungi; Ascomycota; Saccharomycetes; Saccharomycetales; Saccharomycetaceae. Bases 1 to 3969 code for a protein of 1322 amino acids.